This is a messenger RNA of Microthlaspi erraticum, 483 nucleotides long. The record is from the annotation of a GenBank genome assembly. NCBI's taxonomy places the organism in Eukaryota, Viridiplantae, Streptophyta, Magnoliopsida, Brassicales, Brassicaceae.
AUGGAUUUCAUCAAGACCAGUUCCCUGCGUGCUCUGAUUGAGUUAACUUUCCAACGCAACUGGAAUGGCUUCAUUUGGAUGAGUAGAAAAGGAGUUAUAGCCAAAAGAGUGAAGGCUGCUCCAGACGGCUAUAUCGAGAAUCAGCGUCCGAACGCGCAGACCGGCUGGCCGAGGAACGAAUGUUCCGCGCUCGGCCAAAACCGUAUUCGUCCGACUGAUGUCUCGGCCAAAGUCCAAUGCCACUCGGCCGAUCACACAGCACGACCCGGGAAACAUUGCCCGCGGUCGGCCAAGCUUCAACGCUUCACGCCACGCCGCGCACGACCAACGCGCGCGAGCCGGGAAACAAAGCCUCGCGGCCGCGCAACCCGUUCCGCGUACCACGGCCGAUGCAUCCGUCCGAGCCGGGAAAGAACGUCCCACGUCCGGCCGAGAAACCAUCGGCCAAAUCUUCGUCCGCUCGACCAAGCCGGCCGACCAUGA